Oryzias melastigma (Indian medaka) is the source of this 5127-nucleotide messenger RNA. RefSeq names its product RNA-binding protein MEX3B. Gene Ontology annotation, molecular function: RNA binding. The coding region runs from base 213 to 2261 and encodes 682 amino acids. The transcript has 5 exons. Lineage: Eukaryota; Metazoa; Chordata; Actinopteri; Beloniformes; Adrianichthyidae. The record is from RefSeq and is a predicted model, not a curated record.
AGUGGAAAUCUCGCGAGAAAAAGAGUACGAGAUUACAGGGCAAGGAGGGCUGCAUGGGGAGCUGAAGACAAAACAAAAGGCACACAUUUAAACUGUCAGGCGCUGGUCGCUGUUUUUGUGUUUUCUUUUUUUAUUCUUAUUUUAUCUUCGUAAGAAUAUUCACAAUCAACGUGCUAUAUCGAUUUCUGUUAAACUGUAGAGGGGUUUGCAUCAUGCCCAGUAGCACGUCUUUGUUGGAUGCCGAUGAGGGAGAGUCCGAGGUCCCACCGCCGCUGGUGCACGCUUUCGCCGGUAUGGGCCUCGAGGAUCACCGCGGCACCCAAAGCCAGACCCAGGAACAGACAGACGAAAGCCUAUCUUUUCAGCACCACCCUCACUCCCAGGUUUCCCAUUUUCGACUCCUCGGCACGGUUCUGGACUUGAAACCACUGUCGGCGCAUCUACCGCCCUCGGGAGAUGAAGUGAACAAAACAGCUGAAGACGAAGAACCCGAAGUUGUUGCGGCCGACUCCCUGGACUGCACCGGUAGCUCGUUGCUACUGCAGGCCCACCGCCACCAGCAUCUCCCAGCGGGGCCAAGUAACUCAGUAAUGCCGCCCGGAAUGGAACCGUCGCACAUAGAAACCGUGUUGUUGUACAAUGGAGACGAGCGGGAUGACACUGGGGUUGGCGGUAGCGCCCUGCCUUCAGCUAACAGCAUGGCGAUGCUACCGGCUGGCAUGUACGGGGAACCGGGCUUCGAGGCCGAGCCUUCGCUCCUGUCCCGGCGAAAAAGCGUCAAUACCACAGAGUGUGUGGCCGUACCGAGUUCCGAGCACGUCGCCGAGAUUGUGGGCAGGCAGGGCUGCAAGAUCAAGGCACUCAGGGCCAAGACUAACACCUACAUCAAAACUCCGGUGAGGGGCGAGCAGCCUGUCUUUGUCGUGACGGGUCGCAAAGAAGACGUGGCGAUGGCGAAAAGAGAAAUCCUGUCUGCAGCCGAACACUUCUCCCUCAUCAGAGCCUCUCGAAACAAAACCGGUCCCCUGUCGUCUGUGACUGCUUUAGGAACCCCCACUCUACCUGGCCAGACGACUAUUCAGGUACGGGUGCCGUAUCGCGUUGUUGGAUUGGUUGUGGGUCCUAAAGGUGCAACCAUCAAACGCAUUCAGCAGCAGACCCACACCUACAUCGUGACACCAAGUCGUGACAAAGAGCCGGUCUUCGAGGUCACGGGGAUGCCGGAGAACGUGGACCGUGCGAGGGAGGAGAUUGAGGCGCACAUUGCCCUCCGCACUGGAACCUGCGGGGGCAUCGAGGCUCCGGGCGUGGACAACAGUGACUUCCAGUUCAACGGGACGGAUGUCAGCUUUGAGUGCUCUUCGCUUUCUAGCGGCGGGAAGGAUGGUUGGCUCCGCGCAGGCCCGUCGUCGCCAGGCGGCAGAAGCUUGUUGCCCGUAAGCAUGAACGGCACCCAGCGAGUCAACAGCAAUAUCAGCAGUGGGGUCAGGAUGUCUUCCACGUACCGCAACGACAGCUCCAGUUCUCUGGGCAGCGGCUCCAGCUCUGCUGAUUCUUUCUACAGUUGUGGGAACGGCAACCGCUUGGCCGAUUUCAGCCCGACCUUCUCCUUCAACGCCAACGCUAACAACAACAACAACAGUAAUAGCAGCACAAGCUUCUGGUUCGGAGAGAGCAUUCUCGGUAUGGGGUCUGAGGAGCUGGUCAGCCUGGGGGGUGGAGGCUCGUCCUCAGGAUUCGACCCACUAACCAUUUCUACUGCCCACACCCUGCACUCUGCUGUGCAGCCUCACAUCUGGAGCCCCUUUGUGGACAACCAGUCUCUUCAGGCCUUUGAUACUCUCCAGUCUCAGACCAGCCAGCCCGGCACGCCCCGUCUUUCUCCAACCUUCUCUGGAUCCGAAGCCUUGGAGCACCCCCAGGCCCAGCGUGUUCACCAAAGGCCUUUUGGAUCAGCUGGGACCCUUGAUGCCCAGAGGCUUCCUUCUUCUAGCUCAGCCUUCUCCUCCUCCAGUGAAAGCACCACGUCUUCAUCCUCUCCUCCGGAAUCCUCUUUUUGUCGACCGGGACUGGGAUCAGCAGGAAGAGGACAGGAGAUAUGCAUCCAGUGUAUGGAUAACCAUGUGAUCGCUGCCUUGGUUCCAUGUGGCCAUAACCUCUUCUGUCUAGAUUGUGCCACUCAGAUCUGCCAGGGCCCCGAGGCCGCCUGCCCCGUAUGCUUGUCCCCAGCUACACAGGCCAUCGAGCUCCGCAAUAUGUGAUUCAUUUUAUACUUUUAUUUUUUUUCUAUAUUUUGUCCAGUUACCUUAAUAACUGAUGGGGGAUCAGUGUCCUCAAUGUUUCUGCUUUGUGAGAUGUGAAGGGGAUUCACUUGAAAUGAUCCCAGAUCAGCAUGUAGGUUUAGUUAGCCAGCUUUGUCCAGGCUGGCAUCGGUUUUGACGCGUGUGCAAAAGAACAGACUAUAAGGAAAGGAAAUUUGGGUCAUGGGUUCGGGUCUUCAGCCCAGUCAUGUGCCUGCUAUUGUGAAGUUUUUCCUUGACUGAUUGAUUGAUCAACUGGAAGGUUGGAGGCCUUUUGUGUAGCAUUGGGAGGGUAGGGAUACAUUUAACCGCAAAUAUAUAUAUAUAUUUUUUUUCACGUCGAUUUAUUAACAUUUUAAGUGAUUAUUGCGUACAUCGUUGAAAAUGUCCCUUGAAACUUGAUUGGUUUCUUCCUAUAUAUAAUUUUAUUUUUUUAAACGUACAUUAAAAUAUAUUAGACUUUUAGGUCAGGGCUUUUUAAAAAUAAUUUUAUUUUCUUUCCGACAUCUCAAUUGUUUUGUAGGUAAGAACAAAAGAUGAGCUUUGCUUUGAUAAAUCCCAUUUUCCAACGAAGAAUUUGUUACAGCAACGACCUCAACAAAAGCAGCAUCGUCCUAUCAGGUUUAUCGCUGGAUGUGAAUUUAUUUCUUCAAAAGAAUAUAGUGUUUACAUUUUCCAGAUCACAAGUCAGACGUUCUAGAAUUGGAAUGAAAAGCAUUCUAACUCUCCCAAGGAGAUUUUUUUUUCUUUUCUUUGCAAAACGGUCAUACUCCAACUUCUUUUUGCCUCAAACUUUAUUUUUUAUUUUCCUAAAAAGCGAGCCAGGAUAGGGGUAACUAUUUUUUUUCUUUCUCCCUAGAGAACCGGUACGUUAUGCCACCUCAGUAUCGCCGUAUUGUUCUUUCACGAAUGCGUAAAACUGUUUACGGUAAACUUGUGCCUGAUUUCACUCAGUAAAACAAAGUGGUUCAGUGGAGCAAGGAGUUGCUCUGUCCUCAAAACUAACUUGUGGCCUUUUUUUUUUUUUAAAGCCUAUAAUUUACCAACAACACUACAAAUCCAGACCAGAAAGGACACAAGCUGACAGAUGCAAGUCAUCAUUUACUUUCAGAUUUGAUUGCAUCUCAGCGGAACAAAAAUAGCAUGAGCAUGCCUCUGUUUACUUUCCAUUGAGCCUCUCUAAUGUGUUGUUACUUUCAGCAUCCAAACCCCCUAAUUCUCCUCCUGAAUAUUUCUAUUUAGUUUACAUGGUUGUAUGGGAAACGGUGUGCUGCUGUGCACAUGCUGUACUGGUGUAACAUUCCUCCUCUUUUGUCCUGCACCCUCGUAGAAGGUGGAGAUCACUUGCGGAAACCUCACAAGGGAGCUAAGAGAUCAGUUUUUUUUCUGAUGCUGGAAUGCUCCAUCCUUUAUUCCACUGGGGUGUAACAUGAAGGCUUUGCUUCACUCCAUUCUCUGACGUUUCGUCUGCCAGGCCCGUGAAAAAAAAAAAAGUCACUUUGGCAUGCUAAUUAUUUAAGAUCUUUGACUUUUAGACCCCUUUUGCACUGUUUCAGUGCAGCCUUCCCUGUUUUAUCUGCUCUUGUUUUGUGCAGUGCAAAGCACAGCCCAACCUGUAUCUUAUCGCAAUAUAUUGAACAGUUGGGGCAAGCACGUAGUAUUUUUCUCUCAUUUCCACUCCUAUUCCGAAGGUUCCUCAUCCUGGAAAAUUCCAGACAAAGGUACAAGCUGGUGACACUUGCAGGAUAGAACGAGUUCAGACUUUAGGGUUUGUUGUUGUUGUCGGGGGGGGGGCUUGUUGACUCUAGUAUCCGGUCGUGGACACUACGUCAGGUCAAUACUGUUGUCGUCUUUCCUCGUGCGGACAUUGCACUGCAGUCCUUCUAGCAUUCCAGCUGUAAGCAGUAUUUGGGAUUCAUCUGGAGCUUUAAACCUCCAGUUGAAGCAACGUUUCUUAGAUAUUCUUUUGAGGAAGUGCAACAACCCCCCCCUCCCUUCUUCUCCAUUUCCCUGGAUCUUCUAUCCGUCCCAUCACUUUACCGCUCUCUUUCUCUCUGGGGGAAUGCAAUACACGAUCUGCCCUCAAGGUUAUUCACCAGAAUAUAUUGACUUUUUUUUUUUUGUGUAUGUAUUAUAUGAUAUUACUGUUAAUGACUGAUGAAUAUACAGAACUUAUUUUUUAUUUUGUUACAUUUCAUAUAUACAUAAAUAUAUCUAUAUAAAAAUGUUUACAAUAAGAUUUUCUUUUUUUAUUUUCCGAGUGAUUAAAUGACGAGCUGGAAAUCCAGAGACCUUGCAGGAGAGUGUUAGUGAAAUCUGCUUGUAGUCUAGCCGAUAGUCGACAGUAUUGAUAAUAGUAUUGAUAGCCGCCGUUAACCCUUGCUGAAAGUGGAAUGUGCAUCACGAGCAUGUCUUCAUAACUUGCCGCCAUUGUAAAACAUCACUGCAACUGUAAAAAGGCCAAGGAUUCAAGCUGCCUGUCAUGUCUGUACACAACCAAAUUAAGAACGGUAUACUAUUCAAAUGUAUCUUAAGAGUAUCUAUAUAUAAAUUCUUAUAUUGUUGAAAGCUGUACCAACAGUUCAAAGUAUUUGCUAACUUUACUACACUUUUGUUAUGUUCUAUGUGUAGGAGGAGUCUUAAGGCAUAAAUUCUUCAAAUUAAGUCGGGAGUUUAAAAGCAGACUAUAUUUUGUAACGGCCUUUUAAGUUAUUGCGGCCAAAGCACUGAUAUUCUAUAUAUAUUUGCUGUAAAGAGAAUUUUAAGAGUUUUAUUUUUCUGAUAUUAAAAUUACUUAAUAAAGACAGUUUCAUUUUAAAGCCAUAAA